Boeremia exigua is the source of this 1078-nucleotide messenger RNA. Its product is annotated as UbiA prenyltransferase family-domain-containing protein. The transcript has a single exon. The coding region runs from base 101 to 1078 and encodes 325 amino acids. NCBI's taxonomy places the organism in Eukaryota, Fungi, Ascomycota, Dothideomycetes, Pleosporales, Didymellaceae. Gene Ontology annotation, molecular function: transferase activity, transferring alkyl or aryl (other than methyl) groups. The record is from RefSeq and is a predicted model, not a curated record. Gene Ontology annotation, cellular component: membrane.
CUCAACUUGAAGAAGAGCAGACAUUACAUCUGAUUCAAGAGAGUCCCGGCAAUUUGUUCAUCAACGCACACUUGUUAUCUCAAGAACACAGCCAUCGAGGAUGCCGUACCCACCGAAGCUGGUGAGCCACGGCUCGAAAGCGCUCCUGCGCUACCAGAAUUCUCUCGACGAGUUCGGUGCCAUUGUCUGCUUCUAUGCUCAGACUUUUCUUCUAUUCACUGGUGAUCAAAUCAUUGACACCGUCAUUCCAGGCACAGCCUUCGCCGUCUUUGCUGCCCUCUCAGGUGCCACUCUGAAUCUGCCAGAUCAAUCGGCUCUGUCCGUUCUGGUACGCAUUCCUCAAGUCUCUCUAUGGCUAUGGCUUGUCAUCCUCCAAUUCUGCGUGCAGAAUCAGCGUGGCGUCAGCUCUGUGGCGGAAGACUCCAUCAACAAGCCAUGGCGACCUAUUCCCUCUGGUCGAAUGACUUCCGAGCAGGCAGACAAGCUGUUGGCUAUCGCGAGCCUUCUAGCCAUGACUCUAAGCUACUCGCUCAACAUCAUGCCCAUCUUCAUCGUGUACGUGUUCCUCAUCACCACAUACAAUGACUAUGGUGGUGGCAAUAAGUCUGGCGUUAUCCGAAACCUGUUCUGUGGUGCCGGAUUCUCCUGUUACUUCGGUGGGGCACUGACCAUUGCCAUCGGUCCCGAGUGUCGCAUGAGCUAUGAUGCCUGGAAGUGGACAGCCAUCGUCGCCGCAGGCAUCCUCUUGACGACCAUCCAGACUCAAGAAUUUCGUGACGAGGCUGGUGACAAGGCCCGUGGACGUCGCACACUGGUCACUGAGCUUGGUCGAAAGCCGGCGCUGUGGACAGUUUUCGUGACCGUGGCGUUUUGGUCGGUCUAUGUUCCCUUGGGUUUCUUCACUGGCGGUUGGUUGACUGCUCUCUUGCCUAUGCUGACUGGCGGCACUCUAUUGGCAAUCGCUUUCCAGGCCUAUGGUAAGGGAGACGAUCAGCUAGAUCGCAAGAUGUACAAGCUAUGGUGCUUGUGGAUGUUUGGGUUCUGUCCGCUGCCCUUCUUGGCUGAUAUUCUUGCUUGA